This is a messenger RNA of Alternaria arbusti, 534 nucleotides long. RefSeq lists its product as uncharacterized. Bases 1 to 534 code for a protein of 177 amino acids. The transcript is spliced from 3 exons. The record is from RefSeq and is a predicted model, not a curated record. NCBI's taxonomy places the organism in Eukaryota, Fungi, Ascomycota, Dothideomycetes, Pleosporales, Pleosporaceae.
AUGGUGGAGCCAGCGGUCUUGCCGCGCAAUUUAGCGUAUAUCGACACCGCGAAGUUGAACAAGCAUGUGAAGAAACUUCAUGACGCGGACACCUUCACGCCGGUUAUGAUCGCACAGUCGCAAUCGCACGCCUCCGCUCUCGCCGAGAACAUCUGCUCUGAUUACAAGCUUCUCAACGACACUAUGAUUCGACACGAACCAUUGAUCAGGAAGAGAUGGAGCAAGAAGUCGGUCGCUCAAAGGAGUGAGAUUCUGCGAGCUGCCUGCCCAACAAUCGCUAUGGAGCACCAACCGGACUUCGCAUGGCGACACCAAAAUAUGCUAUUUGAAGAAGGCGCUGGUCCGAAGCCCAAGGAACACGUCGACGUAAUGCUUUGGCCAUUCAUCAACCUGGAGGAUCUUACGAAGCCGAAGUCCUUGCUCAUUUACCUGAACUCGAGGGCCCGCAAUCUACCAUGGACCUUUGCGACGGGUGAGUAUAUGGCCAAGUUCGGAGAGUUCAUGGCUGCUGUGGUCAAGUCGACGGGGAGAUGA